Molecule: messenger RNA, 2089 nt
Organism: Rhizopus microsporus ATCC 52813
Lineage: Eukaryota; Fungi; Mucoromycota; Mucoromycetes; Mucorales; Rhizopodaceae
Product: P-loop containing nucleoside triphosphate hydrolase protein
Exons: 2
Coding region: 117-1919 (600 amino acids)
Molecular function (GO): ATP binding; ATP hydrolysis activity
Source: RefSeq, a predicted model, not a curated record
CUGCCAAUCAAAGCCCAUCAAAAAUUAAAAAGUCACUUUGUUUAGGACGAAAACUUUUUCGAAAAAAUAUAACACACUUUCAUUUUCUUUCACUUUCUCUCCUUAUAUUUUCAAUCAUGAGUGGACAGAUCUCUGCAUCAAAGGCCAAACGUCUUGCGGCUAGAGCUGCCAAAGCCGACAAAAAGGGCGGCAAAUCAGGAAAGAGCACUCCUGCCACAGCCUCUGGAAACAACUCUGGCGAUGAAUUAAACAUGGAAAGUCUCAGAAUCCACUCUGAACGUACCGCCACUGGUGUUUAUACCUCACAAGAAAGAAGCAGAGAUAUUAAGAUUGAUUCAUACUCUCUCAACUUCCACGGUCGUGUUCUGAUUGACAAUGCCUCUAUCGAACUUAACUUUGGUAGACGUUACGGUCUUAUCGGUUCUAACGGCUCUGGUAAGUCCACCUUCUUGGCCUCUCUCGCUGGUCGUGAUAUCGAGAUUCCUUCCCACAUUGAUAUCUACUUAUUAAAUCAAGAAGCCGAACCUUCCGAUAUGAACGCUAUCGAAGCUGUCAUUCACUCUGCUCAAAACGAAGUUGCCCGUUUGGAAAAGCAAGUUGAAGAAAUUCUCGGUCAAGAAGAUGGUGCCGAUAACCCAUUGUUGGAUGAUAUCUAUGAACGUAUCGAAGCCAUGGAUCCUUCUACUUUCGAAACCAGAGCCUGUACCCUUUUGGCCGGUUUAGGUUUCACUACUGCUCAAAUGCACAAGAUGACCAAGGACAUGUCUGGUGGUUGGAGAAUGAGAGUUGCUUUGGCCCGUGCCCUUUUCAUCAAGCCCACUCUCUUAUUGCUUGAUGAGCCUACCAACCACUUGGAUUUGGAAGCUACUGUCUGGCUUGAAGAAUACUUGAAGACCUAUGACCGUAUUCUUGUCAUGGUAUCUCACUCUCAAGAUUUCUUGAAUGGUGUCUGUACCAACAUCAUGCACUUGACAAGCAAGCGUAAGCUUAUUUACUAUGGUGGUAACUACGAUAUGUUUGUCAAGACCAAGGAAGAAAACGAAGUCAACCAAGCCAAGGCUUAUGCUAAGCAACAAGAAGAAAUUGCUCACAUCAAGAAAUUCAUUGCCUCAGCUGGUACUUAUGCCAACUUGGUCAAACAAGCCAAAUCUAAGCAAAAGAUUAUCGACAAGAUGGAGGCUGCUGGUUUGGUUGAAAAGGUUGAACAAGAAGCUACCUUCAAGUUCUCCUUCACUAAUGUCCCCAAGCUUCCCCCUCCUGUCAUGGCUUUCCAAGAAGUUUCUUUUGCCUAUGAUGGUAAUCCUGAUCACUACCUUUACAAGGAUCUCGAGUUAGCUGUUGAUAUGGAUUCUCGUGUUGCCUUGGUAGGUCCUAAUGGUGCUGGUAAGUCUACUCUGUUGAAGUUGAUGAACAGUGAAUUGGUUCCCACUGGUGGUCGUAUUCAAAAGCAUACUUCAUUGAAGCUCGGUAAAUACUCUCAGCACUCUGCUGAUCAACUUGAUAUGGAACUUUCUCCUAUCGAUUACAUGCGUAAGAAGUUCCCUGAAGAAGGUAGUGAUGUUGAAUUCUGGCGUCGUCAAUUGGGUCGCUAUGGAUUGACUGGUGCUCAUCAAACUUCAUUGAUCAAGACCUUGUCUGAUGGUCUCAAGUCACGUCUUGUGUUUGCCGAAUUGGCCAUUCUCCGUCCUCAUAUUAUCUUACUCGACGAACCUACUAACCACUUGGAUAUGGAAUCUAUUGACUCACUUGCAGAUGCCAUCAAACGAUUCAGUGGAGGUGUUGUUCUCGUCUCUCACGAUUUCCGAUUGAUUUCACAAGUUGCUCAACAAAUUUGGAUUUGUGAAAAGGGUGAAGUUAAAAACUUUGAAGGUUCUAUCAAGGAGUACAAGGAAGCUCUCAGAAAGAAUGUCAAAUUGUAAAUUUUCCCUUUUUUAUAAUUUUAUUUAUACACUUUUAUUUUUAUCAUCUUUUUAUAUGUUUUUCAUUUAUCCUCAAAAUAUCCUUUUUGUUUGCUAGACUCUUAGAAAUAAAUAAAAAUAUUGUCGAAUGUUGAAUUGUUAUACAUUUGACAGAUUUUGUUGUUCCGAAA